AUGACAACGAUGAUAAACCUUACUUUGCUACCAGUCACUCCCUCACAAGAAUCGACGAUGAAGCCGGUCUUAACGCCGAUCAUAUAUUGUGGGCCAGGUGCAAAUCUGUAUCCGCUAUGUGAUGAAAUUGCAUCUCAACCGCCUUCCUCUAUAGGCUCAGCGGAAAUCUCUUCAGCUAAAGCUCUUUUACCAUUGGCAAAUAGACCUAUGCUAGCAUUUGCACUGCAGAGCGUCUUUUCGGCAGGAUUAUCAAAUUGUAUCGUUCUAGCACAUUCUUCACAGCAUGCAGCUAUCGUUCGAGCUCUCUCCACUAUCAAGCUGGUAGCACCACCCAACCUUGCUUUCUUGACCGACAAUAAACGAAGACCCAAAGAGACAAAAGAUCAUGAUCGAUCAACACAAGGAACAAUCACAUUCAUUGACCCGACUCUAUCUGGACCACCUGCUAUUCCGACUGCUUCUAGCUCGGCAGGUGCAAAUGCCACAAGCUCAGCAUCCGCCAUCACCUCAUACACUGCCAAUGGAAGCAUGCGAGUUGAGCUUUUACCUCUAGGACCGUAUGAUGGAAACACAGGUGUGAACAAAGCACCCAAUGAAAUACAGAAGAACUUUCGCAGAGGUCCUCUAGGAACAGCUGAACUUCUACGAUGGAUCGCUUCGAUAGGGAAAUUAGAUUCGGAUCCGCUCGUUUUGCCAGUUGAUUUGGUAGCUCCCGCUUUCCCUCUACGUGAUUUGAUCGAUGCAUAUGUCCAGUCCCAGGCACUAUCACCUAGAACGCCAACAGCUUGUUGUGCAUUGUACGAACGUGGAGCAGGAGAAGGAGUCGGGAAAGAAAGGGAGAAGGAAGGACCACCACGCCUCAUCUCUGCUUAUGCUCCUGAUGAAGCAGAAAGCAGCAACAGAUUGGUCUUCCUACAGGAUUCAGAUUUAUCAGAAGAUUUGAGCAUUCGAAGAUCGCUUCUCGAGGAAAUGCCCCAGACUCGCAUCUCAACGAGACUAUUAGACGCUCAUGCAUACAUUUUCAAUAAACAGCAGCUCUUGCCUUUGCUUGAAUCGAAUCCAAGACUGACAAGCUUGCGUGAUCAUGUCUUACCAUUGAUCGCCAAGGCUUCAUGGAUGAAGGGCUUGCGAGAAAAGGCAAAUUGGCACUUACCCGGCGAACGAGAUGACGAGUCGGAUGAUGUGCUUAUGGACACGACAGAGGAUCUUGCUGUUGCAGAUUCGAAUGGUACACUAUUACACGAAGAGGCAAUCGGUCGCAAUUCGAAUGGAAGAAGUGGCUCCAAACAAAAUGAGCAGAUUCGCUGUUUGACCGUUGUCGUCAGGCUUGAUUCGAGCCCAAGCAAUGGAGCGGAAGUGUCUUCUUCUACAUUACCACGAUUCAUUGCCAGAGCCAAUACUGUGGCUACGUAUUUGGAAAGCAAUAGAUGGCUUCUGCGAGCCUGUCAAUCACAGGAAGAUCAAUCUGCAUUUGUCAUGCCAGACAUUGUCGAAUCAAGCAUUCAACCAAUCUCCGAGCCUGUGGAGGGCACACCAAACAUAGCACCUUCAGCGCAAAUCUCGCAGGAUUCCAUCCUGGGUGCUCAUGUACGUGUUGGUGAGAGGGCAAGUAUAAAACGCUCCACAAUCGGACACCAUUGCGAGAUCGGUAGAGGUGCACGCUUGUCUGGUUGUAUUCUGAUGGACGGAGCAAAAGUAGGAGAGAAUGUCAGGCUGGAAAACGUGAUUUGUUGUGCAUCUAGUAUUAUAGGUGAUCGCUGUACUCUCAAAGACUGUGACGUUGCUCCUGGUGUCCAUGUGGCAGCAGAGACGAAUGUCAAGAACGAGAAGUUGGUAGGAGAACAUGAGGAGGAGGACGAAGAUGACGAAGAGGAGGGAUGAAAUAACAGAAAAUUAAAUAACAUUGUACAA
This is a messenger RNA of Meira miltonrushii, 1911 nucleotides long. RefSeq lists its product as uncharacterized. The record is from RefSeq and is a predicted model, not a curated record. Gene Ontology annotation, molecular function: translation initiation factor activity; guanyl-nucleotide exchange factor activity. Gene Ontology annotation, biological process: cytoplasmic translational initiation. Bases 1 to 1881 code for a protein of 626 amino acids. Gene Ontology annotation, cellular component: eukaryotic translation initiation factor 2B complex; guanyl-nucleotide exchange factor complex. The transcript has a single exon. NCBI's taxonomy places the organism in Eukaryota, Fungi, Basidiomycota, Exobasidiomycetes, Exobasidiales, Brachybasidiaceae.